Molecule: messenger RNA, 2506 nt
Organism: Paramecium pentaurelia
Lineage: Eukaryota; Ciliophora; Oligohymenophorea; Peniculida; Parameciidae
Source: the annotation of a GenBank genome assembly
AAUGUUCAAUUAUAGUUAAUAUGAGGAGGAAAUUAAUCAUCCUCAAUAUCGUACAAGAGUGAGAUAUUAGUAAGUAUUAAUGCUAAUAAAAGGGAUACAGGUAUCUAACGAAAUCUUAAUGGAUAACUUGAUGUGACAUGUUUUUUAAUGGCUGUAGAAAUAUAGCGACUGAUUGCUGAAAACACAGAACUUAAAAUUUCUAUAAAGUAGCAGACUGAUUGUGGAUUAGAUAGAAUCAAUUAUGAAAUGUAAAUAAGAGAUCUAAUGGAAAAGCUACAAUAAAUAUAGCAGUAUAUAAUAUAAUCAAGAAUAGGGAGAAUUAUUUGAUAGGCAGUGAUAAUGAAAGGUUAAGAAAACUAAUAAAAGAGCUUGAAGGUUCAUUAUAACGAUAUGAAACUUAAUUACGUGAUUAUGAUCCAAAUUGGAAAAAAGAAUUAGAAUAAUAGAAAAAACAGCUAGUAUAAUUGUAAAAAAAGAUAGGUGAUGAUGAUGUUGGUAAAAGAGAAUAUUAUUAAUAAUAGAUGAUUUGAGAUCUCAAUUAAACAAAUUGAAAAAGAAGUUAGGUGAUUAUGAAAAACAGUUUGGUGGGAAGAGUCCGGAAGAAUUAUAAAGAAUGUUAGAUGAUUUAUAAAGAAAAGCGAAAUAAUUUGAUGAUCUAUAAAAUAAAAUUGGAGGUAUGGAUCCUGACACAUUAGCAAAGAAACUUAAAGAAUUAGAUAAAUUAUAGAAAUCAUUUGGAGGAAGUCCAGAAGAUUUAUUAAAAGUAAAAUUAAUUAAAAAUUAUUUUUUUAGGAGUUAGAAAGAUUAAAAAAAAAGGCUAAAGAAGCAGAUGAUUUAAAAAAAGAAUUAGAUAGAUAAUAAAGAGAGAAUGAUAAAUAGAAAAAUGAUUUAGAUAUUCUUGAUAAUUUAAAAGUAAAUUUUAUAAUUAUUUAAGUAAAAUGCAUAAGAUUUAUAAAUGGAAAAUGGAUUCUUAAAUUAAUAAUUAAAUGAUAUGAAAAAUAAAUUAAGAGAUGCAGAUCAAUUAAGAAUUGAAAGUGAAUAAAUGAAAGAAUUAUUAAAAAAAAAAGAUUAAGAAAUAGCUUAAUUAAAAAAUUAAUUAGUUGAUUAAUAAAGAUAAUUAUAAGAUAUUCAAAGAUAAUUAUAAGAUAAUUAAAGAUAAUUACAAGAUUAAUUAAGAUAAUUAGGAGAUUUGUAAUAUAAGAUUAGAUAGGCUGAAUAAGAUAAAUUAUAAUUAUAGUCAGAAUUAAAUAAUUGUUUAGAUGAAUUAGAUUCAGCAGAUGGAUAAAAAGAAGUAGCAACUUAAUUAAAAGAUGAAAAUGAUAAAUUAAAUUAAGAAGUAGAUUAAUUAAAUGAAGAUAAAAAUAGAUUAUCAAAUGAAAAUGAUGAUUUAAGAAAUAGAAUGAAUGAUUUAAUGAGACAAUUAUAAGAUAAAGAUAAUAAAUUAAAGGAUUUAUAAUAAGAUUUAAAUAAGAAGAAUUCAGAAUUGAAAGAUUUAGGUAACAAAUUAAAAGAAGCUAAUGAAAAAAUUGAAUGGAUUAAAAAUGAAUAUGGAUUAACAGAUGAUGAUUUGGAUCCAAAAAAAAGAAAACUUAAUGGUAAAAAUAUUAAAGAAAGUAUAUUAUUCUCUAAUAUAUAACCAUCUAAUUUAUUAUUGAAUUUUCUAUUAUAAUCAGCUGAAAUUGAGAGAUUAGGCAUAAUUAUUGAUAAAUAUUAUAGUGAAAAUGAAUCAUUAUAAAAUUAAGUAAAAACUUACAAAUUAAAAAAUGAACAAAUCAAUUAAUAAUUAUAACAAUAAUUAAUUUUGUAAUCUUAAAUGACAUAAAAUAAUGAAAUAGAAAAAUUAAAAGAAUAUUAUGAAAAUAAAAUAGUAAUGUUAACUAUGGAAUUGAGUAGAUUGAGAAAAUAAUAAACUUCUAGUUCCUAUUAAUCAAUACCUAUUACUCAUAAAUUAUAACCAAGACCAAAUAGUUUAAAUAAUGGUGAUUCUCUUUUAACUCCUUAAAUAUAACCUAAAAGAGAAGAGGAUUUAUUGAGUUUAAUAGUAUUAAUGGGAGCAGAAUUAUAAAAUUUGAGGGAUCAAAAUUGUACAUUACUCUUACAAUAACAAGAUAAAGAGGUUAUAAAAGGUUUAUUAACAACAAGUGGAUAUGAAAGUCAAACGAAAAUAUAAUAAAAAGUUUAUGGUAAUGAAUAAUUAAAUAAUUAUGAAAAUUACUCUUAAAGAGAAUCAAAUAAAGGAUUAACAAGAAAUUCGUAUCAAGAUUUAUAAAAUAAUAAUACUUAAAUAGUAACUUCAACUUAAUUUAGAGCUAAGACUUAAUAUGAAUCAAAGUAGAAUGAAGUUUUUAAUUAAGAUAAAAUAUUAUCUCAAUAAGGUGAUAAUGGUUCAAUAAGAUCUUAUCAAUAUUAAGCUUAAAUUCCUUAUAAAUAUGAAUAAAGCUAAUAAUUGAGUGGGAGUGGAUAUUUACAAGUAGGAAGAUAUGAAUCAUCCAGAUAUGUAAAUUGA